AAUUUUCAGCCAGUACAUAAAAAUUCAGUCAUCGUUCGAGUCGUCUAAAGAAAUGGCAGCCAAUCAAUUCUACGAAAAUAGAUUUACAAAUUUUCAUAAAAAUCAUAUAAAACUAUUUGCUGUUUAUAUGAAAACAGCAAAUUUAAUGCAAAAUUCCAACGUGCUCAAGCGAUCUCUUUAAA
Messenger RNA from Bactrocera dorsalis (oriental fruit fly), 182 nucleotides. RefSeq lists its product as uncharacterized. NCBI's taxonomy places the organism in Eukaryota, Metazoa, Arthropoda, Insecta, Diptera, Tephritidae. The transcript has a single exon. The coding region runs from base 53 to 181 and encodes 42 amino acids. The record is from RefSeq and is a predicted model, not a curated record.